Molecule: messenger RNA, 2369 nt
Organism: Maylandia zebra (zebra mbuna)
Lineage: Eukaryota; Metazoa; Chordata; Actinopteri; Cichliformes; Cichlidae
Gene: cyp2r1
Product: cytochrome P450, family 2, subfamily R, polypeptide 1
Biological process (GO): xenobiotic metabolic process
Cellular component (GO): cytoplasm; intracellular membrane-bounded organelle
Molecular function (GO): iron ion binding; heme binding; oxidoreductase activity, acting on paired donors, with incorporation or reduction of molecular oxygen, reduced flavin or flavoprotein as one donor, and incorporation of one atom of oxygen
Source: RefSeq, a predicted model, not a curated record
AGUCAGCAGAGUUGAUCUGUUAGGGGAAAAAAGUUUGUUUGGUUUAAAAAAAAAAAAAAGAUGAUUUCAAUAAAAUCGCCGUCUCUGACGCCGGUGCCCUGCGCGCAGGCUCUGCUCGGUGUGGGCUGUUUGGCUUUCGCCCUCCUCGCGUUCAUGCUGGUUCGCCAGCUCGUCAAGCAGAGAAGACCUCCUGGUUUUCCUCCCGGUCCAUCUCCCAUCCCUGUGAUAGGCAACAUUUUUUCUUUAGCCACCGAGCCGCACGUCUUUCUCAAGAAGCAGAGUGAAGUUCAUGGACAGAUUUUCAGCCUUGACCUGGGAGGCAUCUUGACUGUGGUGUUAAAUGGAUACGACUGUGUCAGAGAGUGCCUUUACCAUCAGGGUGAGGUGUUUGCUGAUCGGCCAUCACUACCUUUGUUCAAGAAAAUGACCAAAAUGGGCGGGCUUCUUAAUUGCAAAUAUGGCAAAGGCUGGAACGAACACCGCAAACUGGCAUGCAGCUCUUUUCGUUACUUCGGCAGCGGCCAGAAACUCUUUGAGAAGAAGAUCUCGGAGGAGUGCAUGUUUUUUGUUGAUGCCAUCGAUGAACACAAGGGAAAGCCCUUCAACCCCAAACAUCUUGUGACCAACGCAGUGUCCAACAUCACCAAUCUGAUCAUUUUUGGCCAGCGUUUUACCUACGAUGAUCGCAACUUCCAGCACAUGAUUGAGAUAUUCAGUGAGAAUGUGGAACUAGCAGUGAGUGGCUGGGCCCUCCUCUAUAAUGCCUUCCCUUACAUUGAGUAUGUGCCCUUUGGGAAACACCAGAAGCUCUUCCGCAAUGCUGCUGAGGUUUACAACUUUCUACAGGAGGUUAUAAACGGUUUCUCACAGGGCAGAGUGCCCCAUGCACCACGCCAUUAUGUUGAUGCCUACUUGGAUGAGUUGGAGCAGAAUGCAGGCAUUCAGGGGUCUUCCUUUUCUUAUGAGAAUCUCAUCUAUUCAGUGGGUGAGCUCAUUAUUGCUGGUACAGAGACUACAACUAACACUCUGCGCUGGGCCAUGCUCUACAUGGCUCUGUAUCCCAACAUACAAGAGAGGGUGCACAAGGAGAUCGACAGCGUGCUGUCCAAUGGGAGGGCGCCCACUUUGGAGGACAAACAGAGGAUGCCAUACAUAGAGGCUGUGCUGCAUGAGAUUCUACGCUUCUGCAAUAUUGUACCACUUGGGAUUUUCCGUGCCACGUCCCAAGAUGCAAAAGUCAAUGGGUAUACAAUCCCCAAAGGGACCAUGGUGAUCACAAACCUCUACUCGGUGCACUUCGAUGAGAAGUACUGGAACGAUCCUGGUGUUUUCUCACCGGAGAGGUUUCUGGACAGCAGCGGCAAUUUUGUGAGGCGCGAGGCUUUCCUUCCAUUCUCCUUGGGGAGGCGUGGGUGCCUGGGUGAACAGCUGGCUAGAAUGGAGAUGUUCCUCUUUUUCACAACUUUGUUGCAGAGGUUUCAUCUUCAGUUCCCUCCAGGAACUGUCCCAACUGUCACUCCCAAGCUGGGCAUGACCUUACAGCCCAAAACUUACUACAUCUGUGCGAUCCGCAGGCAGCAGAAAGUUCCCUGCUCUGGAUACACUCCUUUUUACAAGUAGUCAGGUGAACAUUUUCAAUGGCUUGUUUAGUCAUUAUGUGUUACACUACUUUGCACAACAAUGCAAUUGCGUGAUAACUUAAUCACUCUGAAGUUUCAAUGCAUUGCAUUUUUCCAAAGCAUCAUUUAUGGCAAAUACGGCUGUACAUCUGAUUAUUUAAUCCACUUUAUCUAAUUACUAUUGCUUCUCUUUUUUUAAAAUGAGCAAUAUGCAUGUUUGCACAAUGCUCUUUUUGGAAACAACUGGUGAGGCAGCAAGUGAUGAAAGAACAUCCUGGGAACAUGAGUGUCAUAUUGAUUCAGUUCUCUGAGCUCAGAGACUGAAAUAUCUGUGAACCCUGGGACAGUAGCAAUGAGUAGCUUAUAUGCCAGUCAAUGACUUACAGUAUGUGCACCUGUGGCGGUUCAGGAUAGCACUGGGUCAGACAGAAGACACCAGCAAUUUAUGUGGGUCACACAAAAUGGGAUGAACAGACUUUCCAAGAACGUUCGUAACACUGUGUGCUGAAGAUAGACGUGGGCCAAGAUUCACAUCAUGUUGACUGACACUGACCCCUUCUCCAGGCAUAACGGUCUGUGGAAAAUCUUUCUCUUAGAAAGCAAAUGCAACCCUGUUUUUUUCUAGAAACUGACGUUGCAACGCUGGUUUCUGUUAAAUGGUGCUUCUCAGUAUGUACUGAAUUUAAGUGGAAUGUUAACAUUUGUUUGUACUUUAUUUGUUUUGUAAUGCUGGUGUUUUUGAAGGAGCUU